This is a messenger RNA of Cydia strobilella, 2003 nucleotides long. Its product is annotated as rhythmically expressed gene 2 protein. The record is from RefSeq and is a predicted model, not a curated record. Gene Ontology annotation, cellular component: nucleus. The transcript is spliced from 2 exons. NCBI's taxonomy places the organism in Eukaryota, Metazoa, Arthropoda, Insecta, Lepidoptera, Tortricidae. The coding region runs from base 191 to 916 and encodes 241 amino acids.
UUUAUAAAAUGAAAUGAAAAGAUAUCUGAUUUGUAUCUAUUUUUGUACCGUGCUGUUUUUCAAGUAUUCCGCAUUUCUUUUGUACAAAAACGUCGCUUCCAAAUUAGAAGACAGAGAAGUAUUUGCUGAUGAUGAAGAGAUUAAAAACUACUAUAGCAAUAAGCGAUAACACUAACGGCUAAAGCUUAAGAUGAGCCUCCGGGGUAUAAAAUUGGUCACAUUAGAUGCUACAAAUACAAUAUUAAAGUUCCGGUUACCCCCUUGGCAGCACUAUUCAGCCGUGGCGCAGGAUUUUGGCUUUUCUGUGGAUGCGCAACAAGUUAAAAAGCAGAUGCUAAGCGGCUUUAAAUCAAUGUCUAAAGAUCACCCCAAUUUCGGUAAAAAUACCAUAGCUUGGGAGGAGUGGUGGAGAAAACUUGUAAAGGCGUCGUUUACGGGACUCCUACCUUCAUCGGCAGACGUCAACUCCAUAGCGGAUAGGCUCAUAGAAGAUUUUAAAACUACAAAAUGCUGGAAACGUGCUGAUGGUGGUGAAAAACUGUUGAACUUACUCCGCAACAAGGGUAUUUCGGUCGGUGUCAUCUCCAACUACGAUCCUAGACUCCGUGAAGUACUACAGAACAUACUUUUUGGUAACCAUUUUGAUUUCAUUGUAACAUCUUACGAUGUUGGCUUCAGUAAGCCUGACAAAAAAAUUUUUUGCUACGCUAUGCAACUAGACAAAUCUUUGUCACCGGGACAGUGUCUCCACAUUGGGGACGACUUGAAGAAGGAUUACGAAGGGGCGCAGGCAGCAGGCUGGCAUGCACUGCUGGUCGCUGCGGAGUCAGCUGAGACACCACCAGCCGAGAAACAUGUGUUCAAGGAUCUGAAUGCACUAAACUUAGCCAUUCAAAGGGAUGAGUUGGUGCUCUGAUCCACAACUAGAUUUAAGUGCGAUGAUAAAGUUACAUUGGCUUUUAAUUUUCUAAAGCAAGAAAUAAAAUAGCAAGAAUUUGGAUGCAAUUUUCAUUACAUUGCAGUAUCUGAUAAACAUUUUGAAUGCAGUUUACCUUAGUAGUCAGCUUCAGUUCUUUCUAGUCUAAACCUCGCUUUAGGCUUUAACUCAACAUUGGCAAUGAUGAACGAAAGAUUAACUUUCUUUGUACCUACCUUAAUGUGGGGACUUUACAUUCUUUUUUGAUGGUGUUUUCCUUAAGAGCCCAUCAACGCGCUCACUAGCACCACUCCUAAAUAAUUGUGAUUAUUUAACAUUAAUGAAACUCGGAACUUAUGUACGAAAUAUCAUUUGAUAUUUACCAGUCGCUCUUCAGCUUGUAGGGUUAUCAUUAAUUUUAUUAUCCAGUUUUCCUAUUGGCUGUGUGUAAUUGUGUAUUGACUUUGACAAUACUUGUGUUAACAAUUGAAUGUUAAAUGUUUUGUUCAUGGAGAUACUUUUGUUUCUCUGUUUGAUUGUUUGUUGUUAUAAAGAUAUUGGGAGUUAUAUUAUUCUUGCAACCAUUUUAAAUAUUGUAAGAGUUUAUAAACUCAGAACAAACUCAACAAACAAUAAAGUUUCAUUGUUAUUUCUUGUUUUUAUUACUAUUGGCAGGGAAUGCUUGUCUUUUUAUUUUUAAAUUCUACAAUGCUAAGAUAUCAUUGGAAUAUUUUCUACAUAUUUAUGUGAUUUCUACAUGCUGUGACACAUGUAUCCUUAUCCUUAUAGAAACUAUGUAUACUAUAACCAAUUCUGCAAUGUAAUAUAAUAUAAUAUCCAUCUAAUAUUCAUAUCUGUGAAUGCAAGAAUCACACAGACUUACCGUAAACUUGUUGUAAGUUAAAAAAAUUGUAGUUUGUUUAUACAUAAAUAAAAAAUCCUUUUUGACUGGAGUAUCUACGCCAUUUUAUUCACUAUUCACUUGUUAAUAAAAUUGCAUCACUGCAUUCUGAAUAUAGUCAAUUAUGUGAAAUAGUUCCUAUUAAUUUGGUAUAUUUAUGUAACAGUAAUAAAAUUGUAUUUAAUC